CCAACUUCCCAGCAGCUUUCUCAAGAUACUUGGUACCCAUUGUAGUCCGAUAUCUCACGGAUCCAAAUAACCAGGUGCGGAAGACCAGCCAGGCAGCACUGCUGGUCCUGUUGGAGCAAGGCCUCAUCUCUAAAGCUGAUAUGGAGACCAAAGUUUGUCCAGUUCUGCUCGACCUCACAGAACCCAGCAGUGACGAUGACUACAAAAUCGAAGCAGUCGCUAUCAUGUGUAAAGUUGUCACCAUGUUGAGCAAAGACACAGUGGAGCAUCUACUACUGCCACGCUUCUGUGACCUGUGCAGUGAUGCCAGACUCUUUCAAGUCCGCAAGGUCUGUGCAGCUAAUUUUGGAGAGUUUUGUUCUAUUGUGGGUCAGGAGGCCACAGAAAAACUACUGAUGCCCAAGUUCUUCGAUCUAUGCUCAGACAGUCUGUGGGGCAUCAGGAAAGCCUGUGCUGAGUGCUUCAUGAUGGUCUCCAAUUCUACCUCUCCAGAGGUGCGACGUGCGAAAUUGUCCCCUCUGUUCAUCAGUCUCAUCAGUGACCAGUCUCGCUGGGUGCGACAGGCUGCCUUUCAGUCUCUAGGGCGCUUCAUCUCCACCUUUGCCAAUCCCUCAAGCACAGGCUUUCACUUCAGAGAGGAUGGCGCCCUAUUAGAGGUCCCCCGGUGUACAUUGGACAGCGACUGCUCCCUAAACUCUCUGAACUGCUCCGACAUUAGUGGCUGCCACACAGGAAGAACCAUUGCUCACACACCUCCCAAUCAGGACGGCCGUGCCACACCGUCCCCAGAGCACGUGUCGACAGCGGACAGUGAGGAAAUGCACAACUUUGAUGACAUCCACACUUCUGUUCCCAAAGAGAUGCGUGGCGGCUUCAACCACACAUUCUCAAACAGCAACACCAACCCUACGACUACAAACAACGCUAAGAACGCAAAAGACACAGAGCAGACGGACGAGAACUUUAAUUCUUUCAACUAUUGGAGAUCUCCUUUACCAGACAUCAGUGGGGAGCUGGAGAUGCUAAAUUGUCAAAAACCAGAGGAAGUGACAGAGGAAGAGGAGGAAGAGGAACUUGAUUGUCCUGAUUCCAAGUCCAGCCCUGGCAAAGCCACCAGCGACCAGAUCCAGAAGGUCUUGGACUGUUUGCAACCGCACAUGGAUGACCCUGAUGUACAAGCUCAAGUCCAGGUGUUGUCAGCGGCUCUAAAGGCAGCCCAGCUCGACAGCCCCGAAGAUGACAGCCCGACAGAUGACGGCCUGACUGAACCCGAGCCACAAGAGCAGCCCGAGGACGACAUCAACCGUGUGUCCGUGGAGAGUAAAUCUGUGGAGGUUCAGUCUGAGAGUGAAGAGAGUCCCACAGAAGAGGAGCAAACGAUGGAAACUUCUCCAGCCUCAGAGUCGAGCCCUGUUCAGGAGCAAGGGGACGAAGAGACGCAGACGGAGCCCCUGGAGGACCAGGAAGAGUCUCCUCCUGAUUCCCCUAUUUUAGAGUCUGAACUAAUUGAGAGUGUGGAGGAGGAGGGAAAGGAAGACUCUGCUCACAGCCCAGUGUUUGAGGAUAAGCCCAAAAUCCAGAAUGUCAUCCCCCAGCAGCUGUUGGAUCAGUACCUUUCUAUGACUGACCCAGCUCGGGCCCAGACGGUGGAUACAGAGAUAGCCAAACACUGUGCCUUCAGCCUGCCGGGGGUAGCGCUCACUCUGGGACGACAGAACUGGCACUGCCUCAAGGACACAUAUGAAACCCUUGCUACUGAUGUGCAGUGGAAGGUGCGGCGUACGCUGGCUUUCUCAAUCCACGAGCUGGCAGUUAUCCUGGGAGACCAGCUGACAGCCGCUGAUCUGGUGCCUAUCUUCAAUGGUUUCCUCAAAGACCUGGACGAGGUCCGCAUUGGCGUGCUCAAACACCUCUACGACUUCCUCAAACUGCUGCACGCAGACAAGCGGAGAGAAUACCUGUACCAGCUGCAGGAAUUCAUGGUGACGGACAACAGUCGUAACUGGAGAUUCAGAUAUGAGCUGGCAGAGCAGUUGAUCUUGAUCAUAGAGUUGUACAGCCACAAUGACGUGUUUGACUACCUCAGACAGAUAGCCCUCACACUCUGCUCUGACAAAGUAUCAGAGGUCAGGUGGAUCUCAUACAAACUGGUUGUUGAGAUCCUCCAGAAGUUGUAUGCAUGUGGGGCCGAUGAUCUGGGCCUGAACUUCAUCAACGAGCUCACCGUCAGGUUCUGCCACUGUCCCAAGUGGGUUGGACGGCAGGCCUUUGCCUUCAUCUGCCAGGCCAUAGUGGAGGAGGACUGCAUGCCCAUGGAGCAGUUUGGCCAGCACCUCUUGCCCAGCCUGCUCAGCCUCUCCUCAGACCCGGUGGCCAAUGUCCGCGUACUGGUGGCCAAGGCUCUACGACAGAGUGUCAUGGAGAAAGCUUACUUCAAGGAGCCCUGCUGUGCCUACUCUGACGAGCUGGAAGAGACUGUGAUGGCUAUGCAGUCCGACAAGGACCGGGACGUCCGCUUCUUUGCCAGCCUGGAUCCCAACAAAGGCUUGAUGGACACAGCUCCCUUGAUUUAGCCUCAGCUCCUGAGUCCUAUUACAGCCCACCUGCCUGUCUACCUACCUGUCUGUCUGACUGAUGCACAGUCAGCGCAACCUGCAACACCAGCACCUGACCAGAUCCCCAAUCACUCGCCUGCAGGGCAGACCUGCACCAACGACCACUUGGGAAUCAUGUCAGAUGAUCAGAUUAUAAGAUAAAAGUAUGAGCGUGCUCAAAAAACACAACCCAGCCUCUGGUUGAGCACUACAUAGCGCACAUUGCAUUCACGAUACAAAAUGCAUACUUCUCAGAGUUUUCAGAAGAUGAGCAGGACUCAGAGGUUAGCUGCACCACUUUGUGGGAGCUGCCGUAUUCACGCCUGAAUUUUUCCUCACCCUCCUCCACACUAACAUCGACCCAAUAAUUCUCCAAUCGCAGACUUGUAAAACUACGACGGGCUCUUUCUCUCCAAAGCUAAUUGUAAGCUUGAUAUAAAAUUGCUGAAUUGAUGAUUUUUUUUUUUUUUUUUUUUUUUUCUCUCUCUCUUUGUGGAUUUCUUCUUAACGAACAAGCGGGCAAGGCCUGUCUGACUCUGACGUGUGCACUAACUCAGGGGGACUCAUCUGAACCUAAACAGCAUUAUUAGCUUACAUGAUAAGCAGCAGCUCCGGGAUCCCUGGUGAAAAAAAAACUCCAGCUGUCUGAGCAACAGACCAG
Messenger RNA from Perca fluviatilis (European perch), 3255 nucleotides. RefSeq names its product serine/threonine-protein phosphatase 4 regulatory subunit 1-like. The record is from RefSeq and is a predicted model, not a curated record. Bases 141 to 2573 code for a protein of 810 amino acids. Gene Ontology annotation, biological process: protein dephosphorylation. Gene Ontology annotation, molecular function: protein phosphatase regulator activity; protein binding. NCBI's taxonomy places the organism in Eukaryota, Metazoa, Chordata, Actinopteri, Perciformes, Percidae. The transcript is spliced from 16 exons.